Nilaparvata lugens (brown planthopper) is the source of this 3289-nucleotide messenger RNA. RefSeq names its product 2-oxoglutarate dehydrogenase, mitochondrial. The coding region runs from base 54 to 2645 and encodes 863 amino acids. The record is from RefSeq and is a predicted model, not a curated record. Gene Ontology annotation, biological process: tricarboxylic acid cycle. Gene Ontology annotation, cellular component: oxoglutarate dehydrogenase complex; mitochondrion. Gene Ontology annotation, molecular function: oxoglutarate dehydrogenase (succinyl-transferring) activity; thiamine pyrophosphate binding. The transcript has 12 exons. Lineage: Eukaryota; Metazoa; Arthropoda; Insecta; Hemiptera; Delphacidae.
CAGGUAAUGCUUACCAAUCACCCAUCAGAGUCAUAGAUUUGACGGGAAUAAAAAUGGGAGCUCCAUUGGAACAAAGUAGAGUUGUGGAACACAGAAAACCAAGGGAGGAUGCGGCAGUUUCUGUCGACUUGUCUAUGAAAGGGAGACCAGCAACAUUCCAUGAAACGGUGGAGUUGGCAAAUAUAAUAGAGCGGUACCAGUCUCGAGGUCAUCUAUUAGCCACUCUUGAUCCAUUGAAAUUGGCACGCCAGAAUUUGGACAGAGAGAAAGUUCUGGAAAUAAAAAUUCCUGAAGACAAAUCUGUUGUUUAUCCUCUGCCUAAGACAACCAUGAUUGGUAACCCCGGCGAAAAACUACCUCUGGGUGAAAUAAUUGACCGGUUGGAGCGCGCCUACUGCAAAACUCUGACAGCCGAGUACAACUUUGUGCCAAGCGAGAACAAACUAAAGUUUUUGCGCGAAAAAUUUGAGCAGCGCUCCAAAUUUGAACUGAGCAGAACUGAGAAGAUAGAUAACCUGGUUAUUCUGGGAAAAUCUUAUCUGUUCGAGACGUUCAUCACCAAAAAAUGGCCGGCCGAGAGAAAGUUUGGGUUGGAGGGGUGUGAUGCCCUCGUACCCGCUAUUCAUACACUGGUCGAGUAUGGAAGUGAGCAAGGGGCGAGUUCUUUUGUUUUUGAUAUGACGCACAGAGGUCGUCUCAACCUACUGGCAAACAUAAUGAAAAUCCCGUUCGUGCACGUAUUUUCCAACUUCCAACCUGUCAAACUAUCCGCAAAAGACCAGAACACAGCGGGAAACGUAAGGUACCAUUUGGGAGGACAUACAGUUGUUGAGCAUACACAUACUAAGCAGAAAAUUCGUAUCGCUUCCAUUUCAAAUGCUUCCCAUCUGGGAACUGUGACCGCUAUUGCGAAAGGAUACGCGUAUGGGGACAGCCAUUUCAAUGAGCAUAAGGACCAGAAAAAGGUUUGGCCAAUAAUAAUUCACGGUGAUGCGGCCAUCAGUGGGCAAGGAGUAGUCUACGAAUUGUUCAAUUUGUCUGAUUUGGAAAAUUACAAUUCUGGUGGAACUAUACACAUUAUAACAAACAAUCAGAUUGGUUUUACAACGAAAUCAUCCAACUCUAGGUCGACCGAAUACUGUACAUGUAUCGCCAAGGCUAACGAUGUGCCCAUUAUACAUGUGAAUAGUGGAGACAUAGAAGCUGUCGUAUAUGCGAUCAAAGUGGCUGUUGAGUACAAGGCAAAAUUUGAGAGAGACAUAGUAGUGGACAUAAAAGGUUAUCGGCUCUAUGGUCAUAAUGAAGUUGAUGAACCAUUCUACACACAACCAACCAUGUAUUCAGUCAUUAAGAAGAUGGAACCCGUAUAUUUGACCUAUCGCAAAAAGUGUAUUGAUGAAAAGGAGGACAAAAAUCAGUUACAAGUUCCUAAAACCGGGGUGUCAAAAGAUGUAUUGGAUGUAAUUGGCAAAGCCAUAUCGACACCUCCAAAGGACUUUGACGUGCAUCGCGGCAUUCAGCGAGUGUUUCAUACACGCCAGAAACAUUUGAAAGAGGGCAUCGUUGAUUGGGCUUUGGCUGAGGCAUUUGCGUUCGGGUCUUUGCUACAGGAGGGCGUGUUGGUGCGUCUGAGCGGCCAGGACGUGGAGCGUGGCACAUUCAGCCACAGACAUCACGUGAUACACGACCAGACGACGGGAGCCACACGCAACAUGUUGCACAGCAUGUUCCCGCAACAAGCCGACUAUGUCGUCAGCAACAGUCCCCUCAGCGAGUAUGCCGUGCUCGGCUUUGAGUACGGAGUCAGUCUGACAAGCCCCUAUGCACUGGUGAUGUGGGAGGCGCAGUUUGGUGAUUUCUGCAAUGGCGCCCAGGUGAUGAUCGACCAGUUUCUGGCCGGCGGGGAGAGCAGGUGGUACCGACAGAGUGGCAUAGUCAUGCUGCUGCCACAUGGCAUGGAAGGUAUGGGACCAGAGCACUCUAGUGCCCGCCCAGAACGUUUCCUGCAGAUCUGCUCGGACAACGACUCUCAGCCAACGACAGACGCCGCUCGGCAAAUGGCGGCCGCCAAUUGGCUGCUGGCCAACCCAUCCACCCCCGCCAACAUCUUCCACCUGUUGAGGCGUCAAGUGAAGCUCAACUACCGCAAGCCGCUCGUCGUGUUCACGCCCAAGUCGCUGCUCAGGCACCCGCAGUGUGUGUCCUCCAUUCAACAGUUUGUCGGCGACACUGAAUUCGAAGCCUACAUCCCAGACCCCCUCCUGAAACCUGAUAAAUCCGUCUCAAAACUGAUCCUCUGCUCCGGAAAAGUGUACUAUGACCUAGUAGCCGCCCGAAAGGAAAACAACAAAGACAACGAAAUCGCCAUCGCACGGGUCGAACAGAUUUUCCCUCUGCCCUAUGAGAAAAUCACCCAAGACGCCCUGGAAAACUUCCCCAACGCUAGUGUGUUGUGGGUGCAAGAAGAGCACAAAAACCAGGGAUGUUGGUCGUUUGUGGCCCCUCGAUUGAAUAGGGUUCUGGGGAAAUUCAAGGGGCCCAUCACCUAUGUGGGGAGACCCCCCUCCUGCGCCCCCGCUACUGGGUUUAGUAGUGUCUACAACAGGGAGAAGAAUAACUUCAUAAAUACUGCUAUGAGUAUUUGAAAUUUAGUAGAUCAGACUGCAAAGUUUCUUCAUUUUUCCAGAGCUUAAAAUAAUUUGAUUAUUUUAGUAAUAUUGUUAUUAGAAUUGGAAGAAUAAUUAGAUUAAUAACAUUACAAUGUAGAUAGAAUUAGAAAGCAAGUUUUAAGGUUUAAUUGAAGAUUCAGAAACUAAAUCGAACCUACUGCUUAUGGACCAGGGAAACGAAUGGAACAAUACCGUUAGUUCUAAGAGAAUCUAACUGUAUGACAAUGAAAAAAUUCUUCAGAUGAAUGGAAAUGAGUUAAAAAUAAAACUGGACUUUGAAUACUGUGCACAAGAGAUAAAGAGCAGUAACAAAAUUACAACAAAUAGUGCGGACUGAUGAAUUCAUUAUUUUAUGAUAUCUGAGUUUCAUCAAGAAAGUACAGCAUGUUAGAUUAUUCGCCAACUGAAGACAAGAAGCUCUCACAUAUUUCAAGAAUAGAAAGCAGAGCAUGGACAUCAUGCAGCUGUCCCCAUAGUUUUGUCCCAGUGUUUUAAACAUUUUUUGAUUCGAUUUUCUAUUGAACUUAUGACAGCGUUUUGAAUUUCUUAAUAAUUGUUUUUCUGUUUAGCUUUAUUGUAUGCUUUUCUUUCAUUAAAAAUAAAUCCAUGUUUGUUUUGUU